AUGCCCAUCGACAAAACCGACAUAAAAAACAUCAAACUGUACCAUACUGGCUUGGCUGCAAAGAAGAGCAUAGCAGAUCAAUCGGAUUGGAAUAUCAAUUGGCCACCUACUUCAGAAGUAAUCAGUGAAGAAGAAUGUGCUAAACUUGUGCCUGUAGAAUUAUUCAAUCUUUUAGCCCUGGUAACUAAUGCCACAGAAGAAGUUCCACCUUCUGACACCUUUGUGGAAGUGACUGAUGAGGCAAGAGCUAAACUUGUAUCUAUUUGCAUGGAUAUUAUUUACCUGUCAUCAAAUGGACGGAUACAAACACCGAAGUCUCUUGCUCUGGUCUUACAUUGCGACACUUGA
Paramuricea clavata is the source of this 348-nucleotide messenger RNA. NCBI's taxonomy places the organism in Eukaryota, Metazoa, Cnidaria, Anthozoa, Malacalcyonacea, Plexauridae. The record is from the annotation of a GenBank genome assembly.